Molecule: messenger RNA, 3810 nt
Organism: Crotalus tigris (Tiger rattlesnake)
Lineage: Eukaryota; Metazoa; Chordata; Lepidosauria; Squamata; Viperidae
Gene: LDLRAD3
Product: low density lipoprotein receptor class A domain containing 3
Exons: 6
Coding region: 22-1062 (346 amino acids)
Biological process (GO): receptor-mediated endocytosis
Cellular component (GO): plasma membrane
Molecular function (GO): protein binding
Source: RefSeq, a predicted model, not a curated record
GUUUUUUUUCCUUUCUUGAAGAUGGAAACCACAUCAACCCUUUUCCAAUCCUCAGAAAGCCAGCUCUUACCUUGGAAUAAUUUCACAAAUGAAUGUAAUAUUCCUGGAAACUUCAUGUGCAGUAAUGGACGCUGUAUCCCAGGAGCCUGGCAGUGUGAUGGGCUGCCGGACUGCUUUGAUGAAAGUGAUGAAAAGGAAUGCCCAAAAGCAAAAUCUAAAUGUGGUUCCACUUUCUUCCCAUGUUCCAGUGGAAUUCAUUGUAUCAUUGGCCGUUUCCGGUGCAAUGGUUUUGAGGAUUGUCCUGAUGGCAGUGAUGAAGAAAAUUGUACAGCAAAUCCUUUGCUGUGUUCUACUGACCGGUUUCACUGUAGGAAUGGCCUGUGCAUUGAUAAAAGCUUUAUGUGUGACAAUCAAAAUAACUGCCAGGACAACAGUGACGAAGAAAGCUGUGGAAACUCUCAUGAAGCUGACAGCAAUCAGAAUUACGUGACAACAGAGCCUCAGUUGAUCUUCUAUCCCAGCGUUACCUAUGCAGUCAUUGGCAGCUCUGCUAUUUUUGUGUUGGUAGUGGCCCUCCUUGCCCUAAUUUUGCACCAUCAACGAAAACGCAACAACCUCAUGACACUUCCCGUUCAUCGACUGCAGCAUCCUGUCCUCCUGUCUCGUCUCGUCGUCCUUGAUCAUCCUCAUCAGUGCAAUGUCACCUAUAAUGUUAACAAUGGAGUCCAGUAUAUGACCACCCAGGGCUAUCAUAGACCACCAGAUUUGGAUUCACCACCAUCUUAUUCAGAAGCUGUGUUAGAUCAGAGCAGACCCCCAUGGUUUGAUCUUCCUCCACCUCCAUAUUCCUCAGAAACAGGAUCCCGUAAUCACUUAGAUCUUCCUCCAUAUCGUUCUCGAACUGGAAGUGUGGUAAGCACAGAUGCUUCAGAGGCAAGAGGUCCAGAGACUUUGGACAGCAGUCCAUCAAGAAACCUUUUUACUACUAUGGAGUAUCACAGUACGCUGUGUGAAAUUACAGCUGAGCAAAGUGACUCUCUGAGCAACUCAAUUUCUGUCUGAACACUGUAAACAAUUAUUUAUGAACAUUUUUAUGGAUGUCUGCUUGAACUUCUACUGAAAUUAAGAAGUCCCAAAUCGUUUGGCCUUUUUCGACUUGAUGAUCGCAAGUGUUUUUGUGAAAGGAACAAGAGCUAUGUGGAUUGCCAUUAAACAACUUCCCUCAAUCAUUUCAAGGGAGAAUGAGCAGGAAGAGAUGCCAGUGGCCUCAGUUGUGCUAGAUUUAACUACUGAAUUAUGAAGGUUGAAGCAAUUGAGAACAACAGUUCAUUUUCACUUCUUCUCUCUCAUAACAUGCUGUUAAAGCCGAUCAGGUAUUUACUGCAAUUCAUGUACUGAAAUCAAACCUAUAUACAUACACAUGUGCCUCAAGACAUGCCUGUGUUUCAAAUGAUCUUUAUUGCUUUAAAAAAAAUCUUAUUUAUGAUUGUAAGAAUGUAUAUAAAAAUAAUAGUAAAUGAGUCUUGCAUUAUGCAAGUAUUGAACUAUAUUGCUGAUGGCAUCUGGAAGUCCACUUCUCUCAGUAGAAAAAUAAAAUCCUGAAGAGUCAUGGGAAAUAUCAUCUGUACAGUUUAACCUAUAUUGUGUUUAAAUCACAAGCUCUGCUAUGGAGUAAACUAUUAUUACUUCAGUAAGAAAAAUUAAUAUUUUUUGAUGGAUAGGGUAAAAAGGAUUUUAAGCCAUCUAAACAUUAAUGGAAUUUGACUAGGAGCUAGCUACUGAUUAGGAGACAUAUCUUAGAGUCAUGUUGAGUGGUUCAAUGAAGAUGCCAACUCAGUAUGCAGCUGCUGUUACAAAAGAAAAUUAAAUGAAAAGGAAUUCUGUUUUGGGAAUUUUUAGAAAGGGAAUUGAAAUAGAAUUGCUGAUAUUCUAAUGUCCUUAUAUACUGUAUAUCCAUGCGGUGAUUGCACUUGGACAAUUGAAAUGAUUUGGGGGGUGGAAUUGCUUUCCAGCAAGAAGAAACUAUAGCUUGAAAUGAAGGAGGGUAAAGGAAACAGCUAGAAGUCUACAAAAUCAUUCACAAUAUAGGUAAAUGAUCGGAGAGAAGUUUUAUCCGUUUCUCCAUGUUAGAGCUGGAGAUCAUUCAUUGCACAAAAUGUAGGGCAUUUAGGGUCCUCAGAAUGAAUUACUCUCUUAUACAGCAUGUAGCUGAUCUAUGGAAUUUGCUGCCAACAGUAACAGCAGCAAUUUGGAUGGCUUUAAAAGGGACUGGACAGAUUCAUGCAGGAUCAGGCCACCAAGGUCUACCCUUAUUUGUGGCCAUUUGCUUUCUCCCUGAGUCAUCAACAAUGUGCCUUAUGUACUGGAGGCCAUCUCCUUGCAGUCCAGGUUUUGAGAUUCUGUGGUUUAGAAUAUGAGACUACAUAGCCUACAGCCUGAUUGAAGAAGGCUCUCAUAUUCAUCUGGCUAUCACAGUGCGCCUGAUUUCAGCUUUCUUUCUCAUAAUGAAGAAUUUAAAAAGUCUACCUUGUAUUCUUUUAUAAUUAGUAUGUGUAACUUGGUGUUGUGUGAACCAGAGUUUAGCAUUCUAUCUUGCAUAAGUGUAAUAUAACAAUUUGGUGGCUUAUUUGGUUACUUAUUUUGACAGAUGUACCCCCCCCCCUCUGUUUGUGUGUGUGUGUGUGUGUGUGUGUGUGAGAGAGAGAGAGAGAGAGAGAGAGAGAGAGAGAGAGAGAUAUGAAGGAGCAUUAGGCUGUUUAUGUGUCAAAAUGCAGUUUUCUGGUUGUCUGGAAAAUAAAUAUAUUUCGUCUGGGCAUGCUUUGAAUUUGUCAUUGUGAAAGAGAAGAUUACAAAUGUUCCAUUUCCUCUCUCUGCAUGUAUAUACCUUUGAGAGAGAUUCUGAGUGCCUUGGAGUUCAUAUAUCAGUUUGCAGAGCUUAUUAGACUUGUUGCGGAAUAUCUUUCAUACGAUGAAACUGAAACUUCUUAUAAAAAAUAGUGCCAGUUCAUGAUAGCAUUUCCUUGUUGAGGAAUCAUAGGACUGAUUCAUUCCUUACAUAGCAUGCUUAUUUGCUACUUAUACUUCAUUAUUUAAAUUGUUAAGUAUGAGGUGGAGGUAGAUACUAGCACUUCUUCCAAUAUAUUUACAAACAUGUACCUCUUUUACAUACCAUAUCCUUUAUCUUUAAUGUUGGUGCAUUUUGGAAUGGUGUGAAUCAGCUUUUAAAAUUAUUAGCAUUAUUCAUAUAACUCUAAAAUAGUGAAAUAAGAAUCAGAUAGUUUUAAAAGCAUGACAACAAGAUUGGGAUUUUUGUUUGUUUGUUUAUUUUUACCCAAACAUAAGUGUUGGAAUCGUAGUUCUUAUUGGGAAGAUUGAAUGGGCAUUUUAACCCUUUGCCCACUUUUGUGUCCAAUCCAGCUCAAGAGCCUAAGCCCUAACAUUGUAGUUGUCAAAUUUGUGUGAUUUAUUAAUUCAUCAAUGCAAAUUUCAGGCUCAGGCCAUCUGAUCUGAACUGGCAUUGAAUUAGCAAUAAACAUUACAGAUAUUCUUUCUUUUUUGAGAGAGAGUUUUAUUGGACUGAGGUGCAUAAUGUUUUUUGAGUAAAGACAUAUCAGUUACUUAUAUAUGUAAAGUAAUGUUUUGUGUGACCCUAAGGUACUAUUUUAUUACAUUACAUACAUUACAUUUUGUGCACAUUCAAUCAUUGCCCUUUCUACAAUACAGUACAAUGCCUGUAAGCUGUAUAUAUGUAUAUUUAUAUUGAAAUACUUCAGUUUGGACUCUGAAAAUAAAUCCCUUUUUCUAAGUGUA